This is a messenger RNA of Vitis riparia (riverbank grape), 1074 nucleotides long. RefSeq names its product aquaporin TIP1-3-like. Lineage: Eukaryota; Viridiplantae; Streptophyta; Magnoliopsida; Vitales; Vitaceae. The transcript is spliced from 3 exons. The coding region runs from base 96 to 851 and encodes 251 amino acids. The record is from RefSeq and is a predicted model, not a curated record. Gene Ontology annotation, molecular function: water channel activity. Gene Ontology annotation, cellular component: membrane. Gene Ontology annotation, biological process: transmembrane transport; water transport.
AAGCCUCCAUACAAAGAGGAGAACCAGUGUACAAACCAAGGCCAUCCGCAAAGGCCUAGAGCUUGAGGAGGAAGAAGGGCAAGCCUUUAGUAAAAAUGCCGAUUUACAGAAUCGCAAUUGGGACGCCGGGGGAGGCCAGCCACCCCGACGCCCUCAAAGCCGCCCUUGCAGAGUUUUUCUCCAUGCUCAUCUUUGUUUUUGCUGGGGAAGGCUCGGGCAUGGCUUUUAACAAGCUGACGGAUAGUGGGUCGUCAACACCGGCGGGCCUGGUGGCAGCUGCUCUAGCCCAUGGCUUCGCUCUGUUCGUGGCCGUUUCGGUGGGUGCGAACAUAUCUGGCGGACAUGUGAACCCGGCCGUGACGUUUGGAGCCUUUCUUGGCGGACACAUAACGUUGUUGAGAGGCCUUUUGUAUUGGAUUGCCCAGCUCCUGGGAUCUGUCGUUGCAUGCUUGCUGCUUAAGUUCUCCACCGGUGGAUUGGAAACUUCUGCAUUCUCCCUAUCCUCUGGUGUGUCGGUGUGGAACGCCCUGGUUUUUGAGAUUGUGAUGACCUUCGGCCUGGUUUACACAGUGUAUGCCACAGCAGUGGAUCCAAAGAAGGGGAACUUGGGCAUUAUUGCACCUAUUGCAAUUGGUUUCAUAGUUGGUGCCAACAUCUUAGCUGGUGGUGCAUUUGAUGGUGCUUCCAUGAACCCAGCAGUGUCAUUUGGGCCUGCUGUUGUUAGCUGGUCAUGGGCCAACCACUGGGUCUACUGGGCCGGGCCUCUCAUCGGUGCCGCCAUUGCCGCCAUCAUCUACGAUCACAUCUUCAUUGACAAUACACAUGAGCAACUGCCCACCACAGAUUAUUAGGAGCUUGCUAUGAAUUUCAGGGGAAAAAUAAGGGAAUGCAAUUAGGAAAGUUGAUGGGCUUUUCUUUGGGCUGGUGGGGUUGAGAUUUCUUGUACUCUUAUUAGGUGUUUGUUGUUGGUGUUUCUUUCUAUCUUGUAGGAGUUGUUGAGAGUUUUUCUUGGAUGUUUCAGUGGAACUGUCUGGUUUGUUUGCAAUCACUUAAUUGGGAAGCUUUUAUGAAUCA